Messenger RNA from Cercopithifilaria johnstoni, 2838 nucleotides. The record is from the annotation of a GenBank genome assembly. Lineage: Eukaryota; Metazoa; Nematoda; Chromadorea; Rhabditida; Onchocercidae.
AUGCUAGAAGUUGAUAGCGACAAUCAUCUUCGGAAUAUAAAAAUAACUGCGCAGUCGAUAUGCAUCAAAAUUAUUAAGGAAUUCUCGGAAGGUGUCGUCUCGCCCGAAUCUGUCGCUGAGUUUUCAACGUUUGUUAAACACAAAUUAAAGGAGGAAAGGUUACAAAAAGAAGAACUUAUCAAAUUGCAUCGAAUUGUUUUUGGCACAGCGUUCACAGUUUUGAAAGAAUCAAUGAAAAAUGAGGACAGAUUUAAUCUACAUACGUUUAAUUCCUCCUUGCAGAUAAUCAAUAAUAUUUUUGAAAACUUGAAAGCUGAAGAUGCGGAAGACUUGCUUCCAUUUUUGUGGUCCAUCAAUAGUAGGUGCCUUAUAGUUGGCGAAAACAAAAUCAGUAAUGCAAUUGACUUGGAAAGAAUUGCAACAUUUGAGGCAAACUUUGUUCGGUUUAUGCUUUCUAAUACAAGAAAUAGGAAAGAUUUGUUUUCUAAAGAACAUCAGGGAGAACUUGCAUUUAUGAUAACAUUUCUCAUGUCUAAGUUCUGUUCGCAAAAAGUCGAUAUGCCGACCAGGCUUAGUUUAGGAAGCACAUUACUAGAACUUGUCAAACCAUGGGAUGGAUCGGUGAAAAUAAUGACAUCAUUUCUUCCCGGUAUUUGUUCUCGUAUGACUAAACUUGCUUAUACUGACCUGAAUACGGCAAUUAUAGAUAUGGCACUAAAGAUUUUUGGCUGCAGUGUGUCAACUUGCUUGAAUGAUUCUGUUGUUCACAAGCAGGGUGAAACAGAAAAUUUAUCACCUGUUGAAAGCAAGCGAGGAAAUUUUGAAACUGUUUCUGAAAAGAAUAUUACUUACGUCGAAGACUGGGACAAAAAUUUGAAAUUUCUGCUGAGAAGGAUGAGUUCUAGACUCGUUCGAUAUCAAGAUCAUCGUAUUCGACUUGCUUUGCUUAUUCUUUUGCAUGAUAUAUAUAGACAUUGUACCAUAAGUCUUGCUUCUUCGAUUGAAAAUAUUUUGAUUGAUGCUGUUCUGCUAUUGCUGAGUGAUCCAUAUGAAAAAAUUGCUGAAUUUUCGCGAAAGAUUAAAGAAUACUUAAUGCAUGCAGUAAAGGAAAGUUUCAUCAAUCGUUUGAGGGAGCGUUUGUAUUCGUUAUCUACUACUAUACCUACGGAAGCCAUUGUUAGCGGAGAUAUUGAAGGAUGUUUAAAACAGUUGCUGGGAGUGUUGUUUUCAAUGAAUUCCGAAUGCGACGACUUUUUGUUAGGUGGGAAAUUGCCUGAGCAACUGGUGUCCGCACUAUCAUCGGCACUUCGAUUGGAUGUUAAACGAUUACGUUUAAGUCGUGAAGUUAUCGAGAAAAACGAUGUUUUAGGCGCAGUAGACGACUUGCCUCUUCUGCACAAUGUAGAAAAGAAAACAAUCAAUCAGAUUGCUGUUCUUUUAGCUACUAGUAAACACUCUUAUGCAAGUUAUUUUUAUGUUUUCAUUCUCUUGGAUUGCAUUUCUGAAAAUAUUGGUCAUACGAAUGAAUUAGAACAAUUGACGGGUAGUUAUCAUUUUGCUGUUUAUUUAUUAAGAGCAACCUGUACACAAAUUACUAAACCAGCUCAAAAAUUUAUUGAUACUUUACAAGUGCUAGUCGAACAAGCUCUUAAACUGCUAGAAACAACCGACAUACAUCAUCCACCACGGGACGACAUUAUUGAAGAUGACAAUGAUGAGCAGGGUAUCGAGAGCUGUCUGGUCACAAUUUUAUUAUCCUUCUGUGCUGCUGCUUUCAGUUGUACUCCUUCUAUUUUCUUAUGCCAAAAGUUAAUGAACGAAACUUUGUUCGAAAUAUUUAAGUGGACGAAAUCAUCAUAUAUAAUUUGUUCAGAAAGUGCUGAAAAUGCUUUAAAAGCUGCCGCUUUGGCAGUGGGAGAAGCUGACGUAUCUUCUCUUUGUGUUACGUAUGGGAAAUAUCUCUUACCAAAAAUAGCAAUUCGUUCAAGAGCUUACAGUAGCAAUCUUCGCACACCUUGUGUACUGUCUUCUUUGCUCGAUCAUUGUGAAAAUCCUGAAUUGUUCGAGAUUACCAGCCACGUUGUUCAAGAGCUUCUGCUUGCAGUUGACUUAGGGUCACAGGAAUGGCUAAUUUUGAUUCUCAGGGCUCUGCUCAGUUUUGGAGUAGCUGUUGGGAAAUGGUUUCCUGACGUCAGGCCUCAAGAAGUUGAAUAUAGUGAGGACGAUCCAGAUAAGAAAGUUCCAAAACCUGACUUUGUUAAAUCUGUAAACAAUGUUUUGAAGAGAACGAAGCAUCUUCUCUUUUCUUCUCACGCACCAGUUCGCUUAUUAAUUCUGAAAAUCUUGGAUGUAUGUCUGAAAGAUUUAAAACACUUCCCGGACGAUUAUUUGCCGAUGAUCCAUGAGAACUGGUUUGCAGUUUUUGACUGUCUUCAAGAGAAAAACUUGAAUGUACGACUGGAUGGAUUUAAGGUUGUUGUAACGAUGUGUGAGCUUUCUGGCAGUUUCUGUUAUCGUCGUUUCAUUCCUCAAGCGUGGCCAUCAAUUCGUAAAUUCAUGCUUGAGCAAAGUACUGCAAGUGCUAAUGCUCAACGAGCUUAUUUUCAUUCGGCUGCUUAUAAAUUUCAGCAAGUUGUUCUGGAAAAUUUGGACAUUGUUUUUCGUUCAAUCGAAGCUCGUGGUGCAGAUUGGAGAAGUGCUAUAGAGAUGGCCAAAGUAUAUUGCGAUGUUUCACAGCCUGAAAACUUUCAAAAUGCAUCAAAAAAUUUGCUUUCCAUGUGUAAGAUGAAAUUAAAGGAAAUCGAUGAUGAAUCGGAAAAUGUAAUCGGUCGAAUUUAG